This is a messenger RNA of Ictalurus furcatus (blue catfish), 1522 nucleotides long. RefSeq names its product dehydrogenase/reductase 11a (gene dhrs11a). The record is from RefSeq and is a predicted model, not a curated record. The transcript is spliced from 7 exons. Lineage: Eukaryota; Metazoa; Chordata; Actinopteri; Siluriformes; Ictaluridae. Bases 245 to 1012 code for a protein of 255 amino acids.
UUUUUUUUUUUUUUUUUUUUGCCUUGCCAUGUAAUAUUUAAUCCUGAGCUCAGGGAUUGGGGCGUGUUUAUCAGCGCCUCUGACUGGGAGAUACGGACUGGGAGAGAGGAUCACUCAGGGCUCGGAAACACUCCUCUCACUUUACCGGCGACACGAGCUCUGCUUCGAUAACCGGUUCACAAAGUAAACUCUGCGCAGAUCCGCCGCUAAUCUGGCGAAAUCCUCCGCUCGGCUCAGCUCUCCGAUGGAGCGGUGGAAAGGCAGAGUGGCGCUCGUGACCGGAGCCUCUGUCGGGAUCGGAGCGGCUGUCGCGCGCGCUCUCGUCCAGCAGGGCAUGAAGGUGGUCGGGUGCGCGCGCAGCGUCGAUAAAAUAGAAAAGCUGGCAGCUGAGUGUCAGAGUGCGGGCUACAGCGGGACCCUGAUCCCAUAUAAAUGUGACCUGUGCAACGAGGAGGAGAUCCUCUCCAUGUUCUCGGCCAUAAAGACCCUGCUUCAGGGGGUGGACGUGUGUAUCAACAACGCCGGCCUGGCUCACAACGAGCCUCUGCUUAGUGGCCGCACUGAGGGGUGGAAGAACAUGCUCGAUGUGAACGUUCUCGCUCUGGCCAUCUGCACACGUGAAGCCUACCAGUCCAUGAGGGAGAGAAAUGUGGACGAUGGACACAUCAUCAACAUCAACAGUAUGGGAGGACACAGGAUGGUACCGAGCGCCGACGAGCAUUUCUACUGCGCCACCAAAUACGCCGUGACGGCACUUACUGAGGGGCUCAGACAGGAGCUGAGGGAGGCCAAGACACACAUCCGUGCCACGUGUAUAUCUCCUGGCAUAGUGGAGACCGAGUUCGCCUUCAGACACCACAACAGUGAUCCAGAGAAAGCUGCUUCUGUGUAUGAAAGUAUAAAGUGUUUGAAAGCAGAAGACAUAGCCAGCGCCGUCACCUACGUCCUCGGCGCCCCUCCACAUGUUCAGAUCGGAGACGUGCAGCUGCGGCCGGUGGAGCAGGUGUCCUAGUGAUGGAACGGAGACAUGUCGAUGGAGAGCGGAGAAGACCGAACCAGCAGCAAACAGCGUCUCUCUGGCAACACCUGCUGGACAAACCGUACAGAUAGUUUUAAAACACGGAAUCGAAAGGGAAUUUUGUGGUUUGUGUGUGGUUUGAGGAAAUCGUAGCGAAUCUGAAAAUCUGAAGCUGUAUGAGAGGGAACUGGUCCAUAAAAGAUGGGGAGAAAAUAGAGAGAUAUGAGUGGUACUGUUCCAAUUUACACAAACAUGGCUGCCUCAACGUGAUAAGAUUUUUUUUUUUUUUUAGUAGAUGGAAACUGGAAAAUGGAAACAGGGACCAUGUAGGGCUGAAAAAUGGUCCCCACUUAUGACCACAGACCAGAAUGUCGUCGGUUGGACAUUUUUUUUUUAAGGUCAUAUGACAUAUCUGUUUUGAAAUGAAACAAAAACACUGCCACUCAGUGUGCAGCAAAUUGGUGUAGAAAACACUGUUGCAAUUAUAAUGUAUUAAUCAAUCUC